This is a messenger RNA of Biomphalaria glabrata, 4607 nucleotides long. Its product is annotated as nuclear receptor subfamily 2 group E member 1-like. NCBI's taxonomy places the organism in Eukaryota, Metazoa, Mollusca, Gastropoda, Planorbidae. The record is from RefSeq and is a predicted model, not a curated record. The transcript has 10 exons. The coding region runs from base 666 to 1814 and encodes 382 amino acids. Gene Ontology annotation, molecular function: RNA polymerase II cis-regulatory region sequence-specific DNA binding; nuclear receptor activity; zinc ion binding. Gene Ontology annotation, biological process: anatomical structure development; cell differentiation; positive regulation of transcription by RNA polymerase II.
AGGCUACGGUUUACCUAUCCACGGUUUGUCACUGGCUUCUGGCAUCCUCCCCCGUCCACCCACCCCCCUUCUGUUGACGACGACACCGCCAUGAGUAAUUCCUGAUCUCAAACUAGUCCGUGUGACUGUUAGAGACAGGACUCCGCCACACCGACGCACAUCAGUCUUUAUUGUCUCUGCAAGUCAUAAACCCGAGGCAGUGGGUUCAUUCGCAUUGAUCUUGUCUACCUUAUCGUAAAGGGACAAUGUGUCCGCGAUAGUUCAAGUAUUACUGAUACUCUCCUGACUUUGUGCCCAAGUUACAAUGUAAUUCAGGCUGAGCACUUCAGAUAAGUUUUCAAUCAUAAAAUUGUGGAAAUUUGUCGCUUUCUUUGAACAAGUCAGUACCAACUUGAGUUAGCCGAAAUGUGUUGCACCAUUAGCUUAUGAUUUCCGAGGAGUUUAGACGGAGAUAGUUUUAUUUAUCCAAGUUUUGGAGGCGGACAUUUCUUACUUUGAAUGGGAAAUUACGAAAUGUGUUUAGUCUGUGUGCUUUUUCCAAAACUAUUUUGACCUCACGGACCUAAGUGGACGAAAAAAAAUUUAUUUAUUUUUUUUUAAAAAAGGUGUUCCCGAUUGCCUGGAAUUAUUUUGUUACCAAAGUGGAAGACGCCGUGGGUUGCGCCAUGAACAGGCCUACAGGGACUUCCAGUAGGAUCUUAGUGGACAUUCCGUGCAAGGUGUGUCAAGAUCAUUCGUCUGGAAAGCAUUACGGCAUCUACGCCUGUGACGGGUGCGCAGGAUUUUUCAAGAGGUCAAUUCGACGAAAUCGUCAGUAUAUAUGUAAAUCUCGAGGUCAAGGGUCAUGUCCUGUAGAUAAGACGCACAGGAAUCAAUGCAGAGCAUGUCGUUUAAAGAAGUGUGUAGAAGCCGGAAUGAACAAAGAUGCUGUCCAACAUGAGAGAGGUCCACGAAAUUCCACAAUCAGACGACAAGUCGCCAUGUAUCUCAAAGAGUCAUCGGAAUAUGGCGGAGUUUUAAACGCCGGUUCCUUCAGGUCUCCAUUCUUCCCUUCUCUCAUCACGUAUGAAGCUGUCGGGGAUGGAGUCACUGUAUCGGCCGUGGAGCCGCCCCCGACCAUCGCCACGCCACCAGCGGGGCUCUUGAUGCAGCCCCUCCCAAAGUAUCCUCACGAGCUGAUUCAGAGUUACGCCAGCAACCCGGAAGCACUUUGCGAGGCCGCCGCGAGGCUGCUGUUUAUGAGCGUGAAGUGGACCAAAACGGUGCCGGCCUUCGUCACGCUGCCUUUCAGGGACCAGGUGCUUCUACUGGAGGAGAGUUGGCGGGAGCUUUUUGUCCUCGGGGCUGCCCAGUUCCAGAUACCUUUGGAAGGGGGACCUCUACUCGCUGCAGCAGGCAUCACGGGUGAGCACAGUCCUGCUGACAAGGUUGUGACAAUGAUGAGUGAGUUGAGGGCACUGCAAGAGACGAUUGCCAAGUUCAAGGCCCUCCAGGUUGACCCAACGGAGUACAUCUGUCUCAAAGGCAUCGUGCUCUUUAAAACAGUAUUUGCCAACAAUUCGCCAGAGAUGAAAACGUUACGCGACUUUCACUCCGUGGCCAGUCUGCAGGACCAGGCCCAGCUCACGCUGAAUCAAUACAUCAGAACAGCCUACCCCACUCAGCCUUUCAGGUUUGGGAAACUGCUGCUUCUUCUACCAUCCCUCCGUGUUGUGAGUGGUUGCACCAUCGAGGAACUUUUCUUCCGAAAAACGAUCGGGAAUAUUCCCAUUGAGAGACUUCUAGUGGACAUGUUCAAAUCCAGUGAUUUCUGAAGACAGUGACAUUUUAUUGAAAGUUUCAAAUUGUUAACUCUUUCACUCUGGAUAAUCAGUGGGAAAAAGAAAUGGUGUUUGUCAGUCCUUUUGGAAUGAUGGGAUGUGACAUCGAUGUCGUGACAGCACAGAACACACAACCAUCACGAGUCAUUUGUUUCUCUUUCGUAGACACAUUGGCGAACAAAUAUCAUGUUCAGUUUUGUAUGAUGAUUUUCAAUGCUAGAAAACUUAACUAGUAAGUGCUGGAACUAGAGAGUGAUGGAAAUAGUGAGUACUCGAAAUGAUUUGAAUAGCAUUUGUUGAAAUGUUCAAUGUGAAAACAAAAUUGAAGUACACAGGCGCUGCACGGAGAAAUAUUACAAAAAUGUGAUUUUGCCUCAUUUCAAGCAAAAACAAACAAAUCCUUUCAAAGGUUAUGUGUUGAACUAAUGACCGGUAUAAAUUGAUACACAGUAUGUAUAUGACGCUUCGGGCCAGUUACUGAAGCAGUAUUAGAAGUAGAAAAAACUAAAUUAAGAUUUCUGGAUAGAUUUGAACUUUUCAUUAGUGGGACGCACACCGAAGCAGACAGUGUGUUUAGCGCCUCGCACCGAAGUACAUAGACCAGCGAUAAGUGUUUUUUUUUUAAAUAAUUUAUCUACAUAUCUUAACACGGGGAAUAAAGGAAUUGAAGCGUCUGACUGACCGUAUUGUUAAUCUGGUCUUCAUGUCACAAAAAUCCUGGAUGUAUAUAUAUACAGAAUGACUUUAUUCUUGUAACUUAUUUGAUUCUUCUGAGAAGAAUUUUUACCCCCCCCCUACCCUUUUUUUUCUUACCCCCACCCCCACCCCCGUGUCAUAUCAUUUAAUAAUGUUAUUAUUUCAUAACGGCAUGUAUAGUGUCGCUUCAUGCAAGACACUUCUUUGUACAUUCCUGAGCUGAAUAGAUCGAACCAUUUUCGAGUCUAGUUGAAUCAAUAUUCAGAAAACAUUUCCAUGUUAAAUCUAUAUGUACAAGUCUCUGGUGUAGAACUGAACAACCGGAAGCAGCACAGCUAGUUUCUAAAGAACAGUCAAGUUUUCUUUUAGACCUUGCAAUCUAUAGGGCAGAUGAUAUAAAGGUCCAAGGUUAACGAGGGUGUCAUGUGGCCAGCACAAGUAACCAACCGCCUUUACUUUUCCCCAACUAAUGUCAGGUGCCCAUUAAAGCUGGGUAGACUCAGGGGCGCCCUAGGAUCCUGAAAUAAAAAAUCCCAUUCUUCACCAUAAUUCGAACACGGGACUCCUCGGUUCGAAAGCCAAGCCUUUUACUUUUCAGCCACCGCGCCUCCUUCUAUAAGUAAGAAGAAAAAAAAAGUAAAAACAAAAUAGUCAAUACAAUAUAGCAAGUUUUUAUCAUGCUGUGCUUGUAUAGAUUUUAUAGAUCAAGAAAUACUGGUUAGAAUCAUGACUGAUACAUACAUAAAUAUAACAAGUUUUAUUUAUUAAUUGUUCCAUUUUUAAAUGUAAAUAUUGGAUGUAUCAUUUCAAUGCUAAAACACGAAAGCAAAAAUUGUUAGCUCGAAACAUUUUAUAUAUUAGCUGGACUAGUCUAUAAAUACAUUUAUAAACUGAAAUGAUAUCCUGUGUUUAUCAAACUUUUUCUCGACAUAAAACAUGAGCAUGCUUAAUUGUAAUGACACGAUCUCAUGACGCCAUCUUUCAAUCCUGGAAGACGAAUGAAAACGUUUAACUCCAUGAAUAAUUUUCUUUCCAUUUGAUAUUUUAAGACAAAAAAAAUUGUUUUGAGAGUAAGAUUUUAAACCAAUCGCUUUGUUACAACUUUUAUCAGCCAAAAUCUACAUCUAAUAUUGAUUUAUUCUGUCUAGAGUCUCAAACCAAACUAAACAAUGCCAAGGACGAUGAAUUAAACGUCAUAAUUGUCAAUUAAAUAAAAAAGAAUUGAGUUAUAUUUGAACAAUGUCUACGUAUACUAGUGUACAACUUUGAAUCAAAUCUCCUCUAUUACUUCUAGUUAGUUUAUUUGUUUUUAAAUAAGUUUUUAAGUCGUAGAAUAAAAGUCUAAUGCUUUCUUUAUAUUAAAAUUAAUUUGUGCUGUAAACGGAAGAGCUUAGAACAUUGGAUUCUGCAGUGCUAACAAGUGCUCAAAAAUCAUCGUAUCCUUUUACAACAUAGACUUCCCAACACUUCCUUUAGUUUUUCCGCCAUGUUUGAAAAUAUCCGAUAGAUUUAAACACGUUUGAUAAAGAUUAAACCACAGCUAAGGAUUGUUGAAAGUUGACUUGGAUGAAAUGCACAUUUAUGUUCUAGCUUUAAAUUGUGUAUAAAACAAAAAAAAAUAAUACCAGAUGUUGGCUUCUGUGUUGGCUUACGAAUGGCCUAUGAGCAAUAUUUUGUGUAUAUAAAUAUGAUCUAAACUUGUAUGUUUAGUCCAUUGUUUAUUUAGUACGAAUGGGAUACAACACUUUACUUUGUCAGCUGUGAUCUUUACAAAAACCGAUUAGGUUCUACUUUUUGUGAAAUUUUGUUGUUCCAUUCAUGACAUUUUUUAUGACGAUGCAUGGGAUUUGAGUUAAACAGAGAACAUAUCCAAUACGCCACUUUGCUGUAUAUGCAAUUCUGGCCUGCUCUGUGGGCUGUAAACAUUCUUUUAUGUGAGCAUUUUUACGUUGUAUUACUGGGUGCUUGUGUGUGUGCAUAAGAGAGAAAAUAUAACUAGAAUGUCUGUGUUGACAGAUAGAAACGAAAUAAAGGAAUUGUAAAUGUAUGUCUUGAUUAAUGAACAGUAAGUAAAUACAAUUGUAAAGGCUC